Messenger RNA from Lactuca virosa, 2550 nucleotides. The record is from the annotation of a GenBank genome assembly. Lineage: Eukaryota; Viridiplantae; Streptophyta; Magnoliopsida; Asterales; Asteraceae.
ACUUGGAGGAUUGUUUUUGCAAUUUUACACAAUCUGCCACCGUAUGCUCUGCUAUUACAUCAACCACGUUCUGAUGAACACAUAUUCGUCUCUCUUACUUCAACAAUCAAUUGAUGUUUCUUCAAUCUAUGGCUUGAGCGCUACUGCAUUGACUUCAACAUCUCUUCGCAACUUCAAAUCAACAUCUUUUUCAGGAGUCGAAACUUGAAACCCUAGUAUCUGUUCGAAGUUAGAUCCUUUUUAUGUGUUUGGAUUUGCUUGAUACCGUUAUGUUUAUGUGUUUCCUGUUUAUAAAUUGCUCAAUUGUGUGUUGUAUUUCUGCUGAUUUGAUUGUUAUGUUUAUGUGUUUCCUGUUUAAAAAAUUGCUCAAUCUGUUUCAAAAGGAGUCGAAACUUGAAACCCUAGUAUCUGUUCGAAGUUGAUUGUUUCAUGCAAAAAAUCCCUCGUCUUGAGAAGAAGAUCUAGCUGCGACUCACCAUGAACGAUCUUUUAUCUGAAUCAUUUGAGAAUCCUCGGGGUCAAGAUUAUGGCCAUGGUGAUCUUGAAAUGGGAACACAAAAUAACUCGAAUUCUGCAGAGUUAGGGUUGGAUGAUUUUUUCAAGAAGGUUCAAUCCAUCGAAAAACAAUAUGAAAAGCUGAAUAAAUUACUCAAAAAACUACAAGAUGCUCAUGAGGAAUCCAAGGCUGUAACCAAGGCUGCUGCUAUGAAAGCAAUCAAGCAACGUAUGGAGAAAGAUGUGGAUGAAGUUGGAAAGAUUGCGAGGUUUAUUAAAUCAAAAAUUGAGGAACUUGACAAAGAGAACUUGGCCAACAGACAAAAGCCUGGAUGUGGAAAAGGAACUGGAGUUGACCGGUCAAGAACAGCAACUACACUUUCUUUGAAGAAAAAGUUUAAAGACAAAAUGUCUGAAUUUCAGGCUCUAAGGGAAAGUAUUCAUCAAGAACAUCGUGAGGUGGUUGAGAGGCGUGUGUAUACAGUAACGGGAACCAGGGCAGAUGAAGAGACAAUCGAUCAACUCAUAGAGACAGGAGAUAGUGAACAGAUUUUUCAGAAAGCAAUUCGGGAACAAGGGCGAGGACAGGUACUUGACACCCUUGCAGAGAUCCAAGAACGCCAUGAUGCAGUAAAAGAAGUAGAAAAGAAGCUUCUUGACUUGCAACAGAUAUUUAUGGAUAUGGCUGUAUUGGUGGAUGCUCAAGGGGAAAUGCUAGACAAUAUAGAGACACAGGUGUCAAGUGCAGUAGACCAUGUGCAAGAUGGAAACAAAGCCCUUUACAAAGCAAAGAGUCUACAAAAGAAUUCAAGGAAGUGGAUGUGCAUUGCUAUUUUGAUUUUACUCAUUAUUAUUGCAGUAGUUGUUGUUGGUGUGCUCAAGCCAUGGAAAACUGGCAAUGGUGGUGAAUUGAUUGCAUCCUUUGUUCAUCGUUUGGUUUCUGGCGACAGUGGAUUUUCAGAAACCAACUCACUCACUAACCCUUCCUUCCCCUUCAGGUGUAUCACCGAUUCGUACCCCUGUCAACACAUCCACCUUCUCCCUUUACCAGAGCCUGCAUUGCCCAUCCCCGUACUUGGCCUACAAUACCGAUAUUGCAACCCACUUCUGCCUCCAUAUUUUUUUUCAAAAUCUUUCAAGCCAGGUUUCAUCAUCUACUACAAUAUCUCAGUUGAAUUGAUUAUGGCUGAACAAACUUCAUCUGAAUCGAAAGAUGAUAUUGAAGAAAUUGCCCCCUUUGAUCCCACAAAGAAAAAGAAGAAGAAAAAGGUUGUAAUCCAAGAUAUUGCAGAGGAUGAUCGCUUAUCUGAGAAGAUAGAUAACCUAUCUCUUGCUGAUGGAGUAGAAAAUGCAUUUGUGGGUAUGAAAAAGAAGAAGAAAAAACCAGUGGGAAACGAUUUGACAAACGAUGGAGGUGCCCUUAUAGGGCAUGGUGGUGAGGAUGAAGAAGAUGCAAACAAUUCACGGCAAAAAUAUCCAUGGGAAGGAACCGACCGAGAUUAUUUAUAUGAGGAGCUUUUAAGUAGAGUUUUUCAUAUUUUGCGAGAGAACAACCCUGAACUCGCUGGAGAUAGACGAAGGACAGUGAUAAGACCCCCACAAGUUCUUCGAGAAGGCACAAAAAAGACCAUUUUUGUUAACUUUAUGGAUCUAUGCCGAACACAGCCGGAUCAUGUGAUGACUUUCCUUCUGGCUGAAAUGGGAACAAGUGGUUCCCUUGAUGGUCAACAGAGAUUGGUGGUCAAAGGUCGAUUUGCUCCCAAGAAUUUUGAAGGAAUCCUUCGAAGAUACAUAAACGAAUAUGUGAUAUGCAAUGGCUGCAGAAGCCCGGAUACAAUUCUUUCAAAGGAGAAUCGUCUCUUCUUCCUAAGAUGUGAACAGUGUGGUUCUGGGAGGUCAGUCGCCCCCAUCAAGACUGGUUUUGUUGCACGAGUCGGCCGUAGGAAAGCUGGCUCUUAGUUCAAGUAAACAACUCCACAAUAAAAAUGUAACAAAUAAAGGAUUUAUAAAAUCUCUUAUAAGUAUUAUUUCAUUUCAUUAAUUUGAUAAUGAAUU